GUCGAAGCAGCAAGCUAAAACCUGAUGCCAUACCCACAAAGUUUAGCCAUAAAGCUUCAAGGGAUGGUAUUGGUAGUCAAAGGCAAAGCAUUGCCUUUGCAAAAAGGAGAAAUUUGGAGGCAAUAAGAGACGAUGAUGCCUGCACACAUGAUGUAGAUCAACCCACUACAGACUUUCAAGAUCAGCAGUCGGCGUCAGAAAACUCUGGUGUCAGUGGUGAGAACACACUCGGAGACCUGCCUACAUGUAGUGCGAACAUUGGUGACACAUCGGAUGACUUUCCUGCUGUGCACAGCAAAAGUGUGCAAGCAUCACCACUUGUGAAACCGGUUCACACACAGACAACAUUCGUGAUGAAGACUGCUCGGACGCAGACGCAGCCAAAACUAUGCGAUCGUGGUUGCCAAAGUAAUGUAGAGACACGGAGCAUCGGCACAAGCUGCUAUCUACUCCGUAGCCCAGAGUCCGGCUCAGAUACAGACAGUGACAUGGAAAUAGAUGAUGCUAAAGAUCCUGAAUGGACUCCACAGCCAGAACUCGAUGUUCCAGCUGGAGGUUCCAGAGACAGAGCGCAGUCAUUCCAUUCGAUGAUGAAAGUGAUGACAGCAUGGAGGAAGAUAUGUCUAGCGUAUCUACAGGUGAUCUGCUUGAGCGAAAGUUCAUAGUUUUUGAGUCUUGCCUGGCUGCUUUAUUUCUGCUCGCACAGUGUGCUGCUCGCCCUGUCGUGUUUUGAUCAAGAAGAUCAUGGGAAGCCUGCUAGUGGUGCAGCAGAUAUGUGAGAAUGGACACUCCAGGAUUUGGUCAAGUCAGCCAAUGAAUGAAAAGCUACCAGUGGGCAACCUGGCCUUAGCUGCUGGCAUCCUAUUCAGCAGAGCCAGCCCUGGGAAAGUGAUCAAUCUGUUAAGACAUGUCAACUUGGUGGGAAUCUCAUUUCGGACAUACACCUUGAUACAAACAACAUACCUGAAUCCUUCAGUUGCUAGAGUAUGGAAGAUCAAACAAGCCUCAUGAAGAUCAACAAUGCCACUUUAAUAAAUGAUUGUGCUAUCUGUUACCUGUUGCUACAAUUACAUGUACUCCUUAGCUAUCUGUUACAUGUUGCUAAACAAAUGACAAGAUUUUGAAAAUUUCUAAUUUGAUGACAUGACAUAAUUAUGGGUUCUUGCUAAUUUUCUGAACAGGGGGUAAUUUUAUGUGAUUAGGAGGUAACCAUAAUUAGAAAGGUAAAAAUGCUGUUUUACAAGGACUUAUUCGCCCUAAACUUUAAAACUACAUGGUUUAUAGCCGGUAACAACUCUAAUUACAGCAAGUAAAAAUAACCGGUUACCGGCUUUUAACAAGAACCGUGCAUAAUUCCUAAUUAGGCUAGUCCCUGUGUCAGUAAAUUGGCAUUAUCCGGCUGUUGUACUAAACUACAACUGCAAUCUAAGCCCUGGUCUUAUUUAGCUAAAU
Priapulus caudatus is the source of this 1452-nucleotide messenger RNA. RefSeq lists its product as uncharacterized. The transcript has 4 exons. NCBI's taxonomy places the organism in Eukaryota, Metazoa, Priapulida, Priapulimorpha, Priapulimorphida, Priapulidae. The record is from RefSeq and is a predicted model, not a curated record. The annotation marks the transcript as partial.